Molecule: messenger RNA, 924 nt
Organism: Lathyrus oleraceus (garden pea)
Lineage: Eukaryota; Viridiplantae; Streptophyta; Magnoliopsida; Fabales; Fabaceae
Product: E3 ubiquitin-protein ligase MPSR1
Exons: 1
Coding region: 33-758 (241 amino acids)
Biological process (GO): protein ubiquitination
Cellular component (GO): cytoplasm
Molecular function (GO): ubiquitin protein ligase activity
Source: RefSeq, a predicted model, not a curated record
UCUUCAAUCCCUUAGAGGGAUCAUAAACACAAAUGAUGAAUUCCAUGUCCUACAAUUUUUCUUGGGACACAUUUUCCGCCCCUUUUGAUGAAAACGAGGUAAGAUUCUAUCAAUCUUUUGAACAAGGGCAUGUGGGGGAUUUUGUUCGCAUUAAGGUUCGUGUUAAACACGAACUAUGCAUCACUCCCCAACAACACCCUUCUUUAAUUUUACCUUUUGAUCGGUUUUUAUAUGAGCAAAUCAUGUUUGUUCCUUACCAAGAUUUUCUCCAACAUGCUUCCAUAUACAUGCAAGUUUACUUUCCUAAUGUUAUCAUCCCCCAUGAGUUGAUGUACACAAUGCUGCCAUUUUUAAUGACAUAUGUCUGGGAUGCACGAAGUUCACCUUCCGGCCUUCAUUACGAAAGUCCUCGAAUUCGUGUUUUUCCUUUGGGUUUGGAUGUUUUUGUUCAAAAGUUAUUUGGUCAGUGUGACAACGUUGUCAUCAAUAACAUAAUCGCGAGGUUUGAUGCCAUUGGGGAUGCACAAUUUGUUCCGGCAUCAAAGGAAGCCAUUGAAUCUCUGGAGAAGCUGAAGAUCGAAGAUGGUGAUGCCAUUGAAAAGUGUAGUGUCUGUCAAUUCGAGUUCAAUGUUGGAAUGGAGAUUGCAAAAAUGCCUUGCAAUCAUCUGUAUCAUCAAGAAUGCAUUGUUCAGUGGCUAGGAACUAGUCACAUGUGCCCAAUGUGUCGCUACCCAAUGCCAACUUCAACCAGUGGCUGAUUUAUUUUACAUUGUUGUUGAAUUUAUUUUAUGUUACUUCAUUUUGUUUGGAGUUGUUUGUCUUUGUUGAAUUUCCCAGAACAUUGAAUUUAUGAGAUUCUCUUAUAAUUAUUUCCCUUAUAUUCAUAAAUUUCCUACCCAAUUAUAAUAUGUUAGCAGUUUUUUA